Molecule: messenger RNA, 3107 nt
Organism: Jaculus jaculus (lesser Egyptian jerboa)
Lineage: Eukaryota; Metazoa; Chordata; Mammalia; Rodentia; Dipodidae
Gene: Sh2d3c
Product: SH2 domain containing 3C
Exons: 12
Coding region: 92-2674 (860 amino acids)
Biological process (GO): positive regulation of peptidyl-serine phosphorylation; small GTPase-mediated signal transduction
Molecular function (GO): phosphotyrosine residue binding; guanyl-nucleotide exchange factor activity
Source: RefSeq, a predicted model, not a curated record
GGGGUGGAUGGGGGAGGUCCUUCAGACUUGAUGUCCAUAGCCUGCAGCAGCCACAUGUCAACUGGCCAGGGACUUUGCAAAACUCACCAAGAUGACAAUGGAGGGGCCCAAGAAGACCAGCAAAAAGUUCAAGUUCUUUAAGUUCAAGGGCUUUGGGAGUCUUUCCAACCUCCCUCGCUCCUUCACUCUGAGGCGGUCCUCAGCCUCCGUCAGCAUCCGACCCCAUCUGGAGCCGGAUACCUUUGAUGCCACCCAGGAUGACCUGGUGACAGUUCCAAAGAGCCCUCCGGCCUAUGCUCGCUCCAGUGACAUGUACAGCCACAUGGGCACCAUGCCUCGGCCAGGCAUCAAGAGGGCUCGGGACCGACAGGCUACCCAAAAGGCCCAGGAGGUAAGCCCUGAGUCCAGCCUGGUACUCCGAGGUCUCCCUGACCCACCAGGCUUAGACAAAGCCGAGGAGGUGGUGGGGGCUGAUACCCAGCUGGAGGACACCCCAGCAGUGACAUGCAACCCUUCAGCGGUGGAGAUGAACCCUGUGUGGAAGGCUGAGGACCCCGAGGCAGACACAGAGGAGAAAGCAGCACCUAGGGAUGUGUGUCCAGAAGGGGCCACUGGAGAGCUGGAAGCUGGUGGGGACUAUGUGAAGUUCUCCAAGGAGAAGUACAUCCUGGACUCCUCGCCUGAGAAGCUGCACAAGGAACUAGAGGAAGAGCUCAAGCUCAGCAGCACGGACCUCCGCAGCCAUGCCUGGUACCAUGGCCGCAUCCCCCGAGAGGUCUCCGAGACGCUGGUACAACGCAAUGGUGACUUCCUCAUCCGGGACUCACUCACCAGCUUGGGGGACUAUGUGCUCACAUGCCGCUGGCGUAACCAGGCCUUGCACUUCAAGAUCAACAAGGUGGUGGUAAAAGCAGGAGAGAGCUACACCCACAUCCAGUACCUGUUUGAGCAGGAGAGCUUCGACCAUGUGCCCGCCCUCGUGCGUUAUCAUGUGGGCAGCCGCAAGGCAGUGUCGGAACAGAGCGGAGCCAUCAUCUACUGCCCUGUGAACCGUACCUUCCCACUGCGCUACCUUGAGGCCAGCUAUGGCCUGGGCCAGGGUGGCGGUAAGGCUGCCAGCCCCUCCAGCCCCUCGGGCUCCAAGGGCAGCCAUAUGAAGAGGCGCAGCGUCACCAUGACCGACGGGCUCACAGCUGACAAGGUCACCCGCAGCGAUGGGUGUCCCAACAGUGCCUCACUGCCCCACCCCCGGGACUCCAUCCGCAACUGUGCGCUCAGCAUGGACCAGAUCCCAGACCUGCACUCGCCCUUGUCCCCCAUCUCUGAGAGCCCCAGCUCUCCAGCCUAUAGCACUGUGACCCGCGUCCACACCACCCCUGCCGCCCCCUCUGCCACAGUGCUGCCUGCCUCCCCUGUUGCCCGCCGCUCCAGUGAACCUCAGCUGUGUCCCGGAAGCACCCCAAAGCCCCAUGGAGAGUCGGACAAAAGUUCUCAUGCCAGCCCCUCCCACACCCUCUGCAAGGCCUCACCAUCCCCGUCCCUCAGCAGCUACAGUGACCCGGACUCAGGCCACUACUGUCAGCUCCAGCCUCCCAUCCGGGGCUGCCGAGAAUGGGCAGCAGGUGAGGCCUCCAGCCGGCCGGCCAGGAACUCCAGGGAGAGACUAAAGGAACUGACAGAUAAUGGGACCCCUGAGGGGGAAUGGGGCAAGGCCUUCACAGCCCCCGUGGUGGAAGCCACCUCGUCCUUCAACCCGGCAACCUUCCAGUCACUGCUGAUCCCCAAGGAGAACCGGCCCUUGGAGGUGGGCCUUCUGCGCAAGGUCAAGGAGCUGCUGUCAGAGGUGGACGCCCGGACGCUGGCUCGGCAUGUCACCAAGGUUGACUGCCUGGUUGCUAGGAUACUGGGUGUUACCAAGGAGAUGCAGACCCUAAUGGGAGUCCGCUGGGGCAUGGAGCUGCUCACCCUCCCCCAUGGCCGGCAGCUACGACUAGACCUGCUGGAAAGGUUCCACACCAUGUCCAUCAUGCUGGCGGUGGACAUCCUGGGCUGCACGGGCUCGGCGGAGGAGCGGGCCGCGCUGCUGCACAAGACCAUCCAGCUGGCGGCCGAGCUGCGGGGGACCAUGGGGAAUAUGUUUAGCUUCGCUGCGGUCAUGGGCGCCCUGGAUAUGGCCCAGAUUUCGCGGCUGGAGCAGACCUGGGUGACCCUGCGGCAGCGAUACACCGAGGGCGCCAUCCUGUACGAGAAGAAGCUGAAGCCUUUUCUCAAGAGCCUCAACGAGGGCAAAGAAGGCCCGCCGCUGAGCAACACCACGUUCCCGCACGUGCUGCCGCUCAUCACUCUGCUGGAGUGUGACUCCGCCCCUGCUGAGGGUCCCGAGCCCUGGGGCAGCACAGAGCACGGUGUGGAGGUCGUGCUGGCCCACCUGGAGGCUGCCCGCACUGUGGCACACCAUGGGGGUCUCUACCACACCAACGCCGAAGUCAAGUUGCAGGGCUUCCAGGCCCAGCCAGAGCUCCUGGAGGUGUUCAGCACUGAGUUCCAGAUGCGCCUCUUGUGGGGCAGCCAAGGCGCCAACAGCAGUCAGGCCCGCCGUUAUGAGAAGUUCGACAAGGUCCUUACUGCUUUGUCCCACAAACUGGAGCCUGUGGUCCGCUCCAGUGAGCUGUGACCCCGGGGACCUUGCCCCUCUGCAGUUGCUGGCAGCAUCAAGGGCAGAGGGGCUCAGGCCUUUCUCCCAGAGCACCCCAGAGACACUGUGAUCAGCCCAAGAAUAUUCUGGGUUCAACUCCAGGAUCGCCCUUGCACUUCCAGGGUCCUGUGUGGACUCCAGGCUCCGUUCCUCUGCCACACACUCACCAAGUCUCCCUUCAGGGAGGACAAGGGACCCUUGUUCCUCCAACCAGCUUCUGCUGCCCUCCUCUCUACAGAGGUCCUCUGACUUUUUUUGAGCCAUGGGAGGCUCCUCAUACCUCUUUUCUCCUCCAGGCACCUGUGCCCAUCAGCACCAAGGCCUCCAUCUUGCUUGUAAAUAAGUUUGUUCUGUAAAUAAAUGUAUAUAAGCUGUGUUCUUUCUUUCAUAUAAUAAACUUUUAUGACUCUUU